GCACAGGAAGGGGACCUGGUCACAGUACAGACAACAGCUAUUUUUAAGUGUUGUGCAGUCAAGAAAUUAGAUGAUAUUUGCAGCUGGAUUUAUCGGCAGUAUUUUUUUAAAAAAUAUAUUCAAUUAUAAGCUCAAUUCAGCAGAGGCCCAACUCAUAUACACUAUCUGCGAGUUUUACCUUCUGAAGCCGGGCCACCAUGACUGAGAAGGAACCAGAAGUGCACGUGGAAGACGAUGAGGACGAGCUAGACACAAAACUCAACUACAAGCCCCCACCCCAAAAGACACUUCAGGAACUGCAGGAGCUGGACAAGGAUGACGAGAGCCUUGCGAAAUACAAGAAGACUCUGCUAGGGGAUGGGCCUGUAGUGGCAGAUCCAUCCAUUCCUAAUGUAACCGUUACUCGACUCACUCUAGUAUGCGACAGUGCUCCAGGGCCAAUCACCAUGGACCUCACAGGGGACCUUGAAGCUCUGAAGAAACAAACCUUUGUAUUAAAAGAAGGAGUAGAAUAUCGAGCCAAAAUCCACUUCAAAGUAAAUAGAGAAAUUGUAUCUGGCUUGAAAUAUGUGCAGUUCACUUAUCGGACAGUAAUGAAAGUUGACAAAGCUACAUUCAUGGUGGGCAGUUACGGGCCGCGGCCGGAGGAGUAUGAAUUCAUGACACCUUUGGAGGAAGCCCCGAAGGGCAUGAUGGCUCGAGGAAACUACCGCAACAAGUCCUUCUUCACCGAUGAUGACAAGCAUGACCAUCUCACCUGGGAAUGGAACUUGGCCAUUAAGAAGGAGUGGACAGAAUGAGUUCCACCUCAUUUCCUUCUCUUCGCUUCUUCCUGCCACUCGCUGUGCCCAUCUCUGGCACCUGCAUGCCACGCUUCCUCUGCACAAUCCACAUGGCCUGUUUAUUCUCACCAGAUAUUUUGUUAACACAGGCUUUUGGACAGAGUCUGUCUCUCCUGUUGCUGCUUCAUUGUAAAUAAUUACAAGGAAUUAAACUGGGUCAAGCCAUCCCCUUUCUGUUUUCACCAGAUCAUUCCUUGAAGUGCCUUUGCAAGGAAAACUCAUGGCUGUUGACCUAACUUUGUUAUUAUCAUAGCAUAUAGAUUCUCUCCAUUUAAAGAUAUGUCUUUUUGCCUUUUCCUACCUUGCAGUCUUUAUUCACUGGAAACAUCUUUGCGUGUCAGUGGAUUCUAUUGUGUUUAAGAUUUUUUGGAUGUAAUCUCUAAAUCUGCACUUGGGAAUCUUGUCUUUAUCAGUAACAGGAGACACCGUUCCUGUCCUGGUGUGUAAAACUUUUGAUGUCUUUGAAAAUAAAGCCAGUUUUGUUCUUUC
This is a messenger RNA of Pogona vitticeps (central bearded dragon), 1331 nucleotides long. RefSeq names its product Rho GDP dissociation inhibitor beta (gene ARHGDIB). Gene Ontology annotation, cellular component: membrane; cytoplasm; cytosol. Gene Ontology annotation, biological process: Rho protein signal transduction. The record is from RefSeq and is a predicted model, not a curated record. Gene Ontology annotation, molecular function: Rho GDP-dissociation inhibitor activity; protein binding. Lineage: Eukaryota; Metazoa; Chordata; Lepidosauria; Squamata; Agamidae.